Cygnus olor (mute swan) is the source of this 572-nucleotide messenger RNA. RefSeq names its product feather beta keratin. Lineage: Eukaryota; Metazoa; Chordata; Aves; Anseriformes; Anatidae. The transcript is spliced from 2 exons. The record is from RefSeq and is a predicted model, not a curated record. Gene Ontology annotation, molecular function: structural constituent of cytoskeleton. Gene Ontology annotation, cellular component: intermediate filament. The coding region runs from base 106 to 402 and encodes 98 amino acids.
GGGCAGUCUGGACCAGUAUAAAAACACAUCCAACAGCAGGCUGCCUCAUCCACUUCUCUUGCCUUCUCCUCCUUGGUGAACAAGGUGCGCCUCCAUCCCGCAGCCAUGUCCUGCUACGAUCUGUGCCGUCCCUGUGGCCCAACCCCGCUUGCCAACAGCUGCAACGAGCCCUGUGUCCGGCAGUGCCAGGACUCCCGUGUGGUGAUUGAACCAUCUCCUGUGGUGGUGACCCUGCCCGGCCCCAUCCUCAGCUCCUUCCCCCAGAACACCGCUGUGGGAUCCACCACCUCGGCUGCCGUUGGCAGCAUCCUGAGUGCUGAGGGAGUGCCCAUCUCCUCCGGGGGCUUUGGCCUCUCUGGCUUUGGUGGCCGCUACAGUGGCAGAAGGUGCCUGCCCUGCUAAAGCCCAUGAGGACGACCAGUGAGCGCAUCGACCAGGAAGCCCGAAGCCAGGUGCCGGACUGAGGACGGAGCUGCUGGCCAGGGUUUCCAGAUGGGCUGAGCACCCUCGUGGCCUCCUGCAGAGCAGAGAGGGAAGCCAGGGUGCGAGCCUGUGCUGUCUGGAAACAUGGC